GUCUAUGUCGUAACAUGUAACUCAUGCUCUCAUUCACUCAUUCAUUCAUUCAUUCAUUCAUUAUUUUGACGUUCAUUCGAUUUCUCUUUAUUUUCUUUUCUUUUUUUUGUUCUCAUUUCAACGUAUUAGGCUAGACUAUACUAUACUACCUUGCAUAACAUGGCCACCGAAUCUCUUACUCUGCAACCAGGUGGUGCAAAGAUGCCACUCCUCGGCUUUGGAACUUGGAAGGUCCCCAAGGAUAAGGCUGCGGAUAUUGUUUACAAGGCCAUUCAAACUGGUUACAGAUUAUUCGAUUGCGCUUGCGAUUAUGGCAAUGAAGUUGAAGUCGGACAAGGUAUCAGGAAGGCUAUCGAAGAUGGUCUUGUCACUCGUGAACAGCUCUUUGUCACAUCCAAGCUGUGGAACACUUAUCAUCGUCAGGAACAUGUUCCUAUGGCGUUUGACAAAACACUCACAGACCUAGGAUUGGAUUACCUCGAUCUUUACUUGAUCCAUUUCCCAAUCUCACUCAAAUUCGUCCCAUUCGAAAAACGCUAUCCUCCAGAAUGGGGUAACAACGAACAGGAUUUCGUCCCCCUUCAAGAGACCUGGACUGCAAUGGAGCAAUUGGUGGAUUCAAAAAAAGUCAAAAACAUUGGUGUGUCCAACUUCAAUGCGAUGCUGUUGAUGGACCUUUUAUCGUAUGCUAGGAUCAAGCCUGCAGUGUUGCAUGUGGAAAUCCACCCGUAUCUCAAUAAUCAAGACCUGGUCCGGUAUGCUCAAUCGCAGGGUCUUCAGAUCACUGGUUAUUCUAGCUUUGGCCCUGCUUCCUAUGUGGAGCUAGGAAACGACUCCGCCAAGGGUGCUGUACCUUUGUUUGAAGAGGAACGCCUGGGCAAGAUCGCGAAGGCACAUCCCCCAAAGUCAGUCGCUCAAGUCAUUCUUCGUUGGUUGAUCCAGAACAAGAUCGCAGUCAUCCCUAAAUCAUCCGAUCCAAAGCGUAUGGCCCAAAACGCAGACAUCUUUGACUUUGAGCUGUCUUCAGAGGAAAUGAAGACCAUCCAAGGCAUGAACAUUCCUUUGAGACUCAACGAUCCUCGUGAUUACGCCAACAUUCCCAUGUACGCUUAAGUGGUUU
Molecule: messenger RNA, 1120 nt
Organism: Lobosporangium transversale
Lineage: Eukaryota; Fungi; Mortierellomycota; Mortierellomycetes; Mortierellales; Mortierellaceae
Product: xylose reductase
Exons: 4
Coding region: 160-1113 (317 amino acids)
Cellular component (GO): cytosol
Molecular function (GO): aldose reductase (NADPH) activity
Source: RefSeq, a predicted model, not a curated record